CUGCUGGGCAGGAUGGAGUGGAUGUGGGCGCUUGUGCUGCUGGCGGCGCUCGGCAGCGCCCGGGCGGAGCGCGACUGUCGCGUGAGCAGCUUCCGAGUAAAGGAGAAUUUCGACAAGGCGCGCUUCGCCGGCAUCUGGUACGCCAUGGCUAAGAAGGACCCUGAAGGCCUCUUUCUACAGGAUAACAUCGUCACCGAGUUCUCCGUGGACUCGAGCGGCCGGAUGAACGCCGUGGCCAAGGGCCGAGUACGCCUUUUGAACAACUGGGACACGUGCGCAGACAUGGUGGGCACCUUUACAGACACUGAGGACCCUGCCAAGUUCAAGAUGAAGUACUGGGGCUUAGCGUCCUUUCUCCAAAAAGGAAACGAUGACCACUGGAUCAUCGACACAGACUAUGACACGUAUGCCGUGCAGUACUCCUGCCGCCUCCUGAACCUCGACGGCACCUGUGCUGAUAGCUACUCCUUCGUGUUCGCCCGCGAUCCCAAUGGGUUGCCCCCAGAAGUGCAGAGAAUCGUGAGGCAGAGGCAAGAGGAGCUGUGCCUGGGCAGGCAGUACAGGAUGAUCGUUCACAAUGGUGAGUGGGCAUGGGAGUGGGGCGCUGGACCCAGCUCUCCCUAG
Messenger RNA from Trichechus manatus latirostris (Florida manatee), 624 nucleotides. It is a transcript of the gene RBP4, whose product is annotated as retinol binding protein 4. Bases 13 to 624 code for a protein of 203 amino acids. NCBI's taxonomy places the organism in Eukaryota, Metazoa, Chordata, Mammalia, Sirenia, Trichechidae. The record is from RefSeq and is a predicted model, not a curated record. The transcript has 4 exons. Gene Ontology annotation, biological process: retinol transport. Gene Ontology annotation, molecular function: retinol transmembrane transporter activity; retinol binding.